Lodderomyces pseudojiufengensis is the source of this 1389-nucleotide messenger RNA. Its product is annotated as phosphoinositide 5-phosphatase. Gene Ontology annotation, molecular function: phosphatidylinositol-4,5-bisphosphate 5-phosphatase activity. The record is from RefSeq and is a predicted model, not a curated record. Lineage: Eukaryota; Fungi; Ascomycota; Pichiomycetes; Serinales; Debaryomycetaceae. The transcript has a single exon. Gene Ontology annotation, biological process: phosphatidylinositol dephosphorylation. Bases 1 to 1389 code for a protein of 462 amino acids.
AUGUCUAAUUCCUCACUACCUCCAAGUCCAAUUGAAUUGUAUUUGCUAACUUAUAAUUGCAAUAAACAAACCUUGAGACCAGAUUUAUUUACUUCACAUAUACUUGAGGCGUUACCAGACCAGAUUUCAUCUCUUUAUGUUUUUGGAUUUCAAGAGUUCUGCACUAUCUUGGAAAGUUCUUUCACAUCUGAAGCAAACUCAAAAUUGAUCAAGCUCAAUGAAUUGAUACAGUCGGCUUUGCAGGAGAAGUAUCAAAAUCCAUCGAGCUUUCAAACUAUUUCUAUGAACUUUCUUGGAGCCAUUGGUAUGAUAAUGAUAAGCCCCUUUCCAUCAAAAUUUCAAAAAGUUCGAACUGCCACUAGUUCAUGUGGUUAUGGUUAUCUGAGCUUAAAAGGAGCAGUUGGGUUUAGAUUAACUUAUUGUCCUGAAGGGAGAUUUAACAGCACCAAUAAGGUUGAGUUAUCAUUUGCAAAUCUACACUUGAAUGCUUAUGAAGGGGAGUAUUAUUAUUUAAAACGAAACAAGAACCUUUACAAUUUGAUAAGAUCAUUGGAUUUUGGUGAUGGAUAUGGCUUAAUAAAGCCAAAAAACCAUAUUUUCAUCAUGGGAGAUUUAAAUUAUAGAACCAGUCAAGAUUAUAAAUCUUACAGUCAAGAGAGUCAAGAGUUAUUUUCAUUACUGGAAAUACCCACCAACGACUCAAAGUACAUCAAAAAAAUAGAGAGUCUAGUUGAUAAUUAUGAUGAAUUGAAGAAGAGUAUGGCAAAUGGUGGGGUCUUACAAAAUUUCUCAGAAGCAAAUAUUACAUUUCGCCCGACUUAUAAGUAUCAUAUCAACACGGCGAUAUAUAAUACCAAGAGAUCACCUUCCUGGUGUGAUCGUAUUCUUUAUGUGUCAAGUUAUGAAGAAAUAUUAGAUGAUAACUUGGGAUUACGAUUGUUGAAAACUACAGGAGCUGCUGAUACUAAAUAUGUAGAGCUGUUACCGUAUUACCUACCUAAAAUCAAAACUUACUCAUCGAUAGAUUCAUUGUUAUUGUCAGAUCAUAGGCCAGUAUAUUUAAAUAUAUCAAUACCUUUUAAUCCUCCAAAACUGAUAAUAUCACCUUUAUCUGGAUGUUUACAAAUUUUACCAUCAGGCUUGACUACUUCUACUAAUUUUGAUGAUUUUGCUCAAUUGAGGACGUUAGAACUGAGUACAAAUGUUGUAAGCGGUCCCACAACAGUUUAUCUAAUUCCUACAAAACUUGAUGGAUUUCUUAAUACUAUUGUAAGGCCAAUAAUGGAUCUCCUUAUAGGUUAUACACUUUGGUUCGGAACUACUACUCAAGGAAGACUUUUAUUAUUUAUGAUUUUUUUACUCAGCUGGUCUUUGUAUUACAUUUCAUAA